This is a messenger RNA of Pyrus x bretschneideri (Chinese white pear), 525 nucleotides long. RefSeq lists its product as uncharacterized. The transcript has a single exon. NCBI's taxonomy places the organism in Eukaryota, Viridiplantae, Streptophyta, Magnoliopsida, Rosales, Rosaceae. The record is from RefSeq and is a predicted model, not a curated record. Bases 1 to 525 code for a protein of 174 amino acids.
AUGGCCACAUCCCUCCUUCCACAACCCCCAAAAUUCCGACUCAACUCGCUCUUCGUGUCCAAACUUAACGUCUCAAGAGGAAUGCUAUGUGCCAACUUUGACGUAACCUUCACAAUAGAGAACCUUAAUCUGGUUUCAUGGGUGCACUUCAACCGCUUAGAUGGUUCAAUUUUGUACAAAGAUAACGCUAUCCUGACGUACUCGUUGGAGCCAUUUGUACUGGGAUUGAAGCAACAAAGAACCAUGAGCGUAAAGAUAUUGACGACGGGGCUACAAGAUGUUGGUCAACCGAUUGUGAAGGAGGGGGUGUUGGACGAGAUCAAAAGGCAAAGGGAAGACGGGGCUGUGGAUUUAAGCAUGGAAAUGUUUGCUUGGGCGACGUACAAGACCGGUUGGUCGACGCGGUCUGUUAUAAUGAAACCUCAAUGUUUGGAUUUGAGGGUUGGCUUCUUGCCUAAAGUUGGGUUUGGUAGCUGGAUUAGUGGAGGACCUAUGACGUGCUCAGUUCCCAUGCCAAUUGACUAA